CAAACAAAAAUCCACACAAAAAUUCCCAUUGAUUAAAUUCACAUCAUAACUAUGCAUUCUAAAACAUAUUUAUUUCCAGGUUUCCAAAAGUAUUACACAAUUAAGCUGGUAUGAAUGGCUAGUGGCCCCACUUUUGUAUUUACAUAAGCAUCAGAAACUGCAAAUAUGCUUUUGAGGCAUCAGUCUAAGUCUGAUUAAUGCACACAUGAUUUAUGUGCAUUAAGAUGUGAUUCAUACUUCAGAAAUCAAGUUACUGAAGUUAUUUGAUGUAAAGAAGAGGAAAAGAAUUGAAUGUGUUUCAGUUUGAAUACCAGGCCUCAGUUAAGUGUUUUGUAUAUUAAAAGUGUGUCUUAGCCAACAAACCUAUCUGAGGUAUCCAGAAACUCUGCAAGUGGCAGUUUGCUAAACUCCUUGGGCAGUACUGGCUCUUUCACUUUAUGUAAACACGUUCCACAAAUGUCACAUGUUCCACGUUUAGUGGUUCUGCAAAACCAGCCACACAUUCUGCUACCAUUGAUAAGUCAAGAUACACUCAUCUAAAGUAUUUCUGCAGUUUCAGAUUAUUUAUUCUGCUAUUGUGGAAAUUAUGAUGUGACAAAACCCACUGUUACAGAAAUAAAUAUAUUAUGUGUUUUAAAUCAAGCUAUUUUUUCUCUACAUAACUGUAAAGGGAAAAUCUUAGAAUUAGAUUGACUGGUGCAAUAAUUUAAAUUAAACUGCUUUUAUUUUUAACUCUCACAUCACUUUGCCUUCAGCCUAGAAGUGUAUGCAUCAAAUUUCUGACAGAUUUUUUUUAAGCAGUGGACUACAUAAGCCCUUCAAACCAGGAUUUCAAGUGGAAAAUAUAACCAGUCCUUAAUUACAGCUGCAUCACAACACUAAUGGAAUUCCACUAACUAGCAUUGUAUAAUGCCUCAUUUGCUCCUCCUACAUGCACUAAAUAUAAAUGUGCAUGAGCAGCAAAACCAAUUUACCUAAUCUCUGAAUCAGCUAAAUAGCAUUUGCACUGAAAUUUUGUCUGUAUGCUAACUUAUCUGGUUAAACUGUGGGACAAACUUGAUAAAUAAGGAGAAUCAUAAUUAUAUUUUAUCUUUAGAUGUUUUGCUAUUUUGUUGCUUGCCUGAGAAGUUAAGGAUUCUACUUAUACUGUUCAAGACAAUUUAUUUCUUUUGGAAAGGAUGGACUUUUUUUAAACAUAAUUUCUGUUAAAUAUUUCUGUGGUGUCCUACUUUUCUUGAGUUACUAUCCAAUUUACAUCUAUGCAAAUCCUGGAACACUAAGUUCAUUCUUCUGAAGUGUGUUGCAUUUACAUGGGGUUGUUGUGUCUUGAAAAACAUUUUACUGUGUAUAAUGGCAUUGCAAUUAGCUGAAUGCUGUUCAUAAGGCUAAUUGCUUAUUAAGGUUUUUCUUUUUCCUGUCACUCAGGACAGAAACAAGGGACUGAUUUUCUUCCUGAAUGUAGUAUACCUACAGUUACUGUAUGUUAAACAUGAAUUGCACUGAAGUGCCAGCCCAAAUGCCCCUUUUUAAUCCACAGUUUAGGUGUAAAAUAUUUUCUCCAAAACCUAGACAUCAGGCCAGUUCUUAUUUUUUUAAAUUUCUGACAUGUCAGUUGCAGAAUCAGAAGUGUUGAGAUUUCAGUCUUAGCAAGAAUGUAAUGAGGCUGGUCUGUUCAAUGUUUCCUGUCAGUUCUCCACUGCAUGCUUGCUGACUUUCUCUGUUCUUGGUUGGGAACACUGCCAAAAGGAAAUCUGAGGAGUCUGUCCAACAAAUUGUUUCCUUCAGAGUUCCCAUCCCAUUUUGCAAUUUGGGUUGGUUUUUUUUUUCUGUAAUGCCUAUAAGACUCUUACAAUAGUAAGGCAUCAGGGAAGAAAUCCAUUUCUCAAUGUGCUGUAAAAGACCCAGGAGGUGCUGUAGGUGUAGGAAUUCUGAAGAGCUUUAGCAGAGGGAUCCCACUCUGGGUGCAGUUUACUUUCCAGAGAUGUGAGUGCAGAACUUAGCACUACAGACCAAUGGUAAUUGUGGAAAAGGCUUUUCCUGCUAGCACUGUGCAAGCUGGUUAUUCUAUUAAAAACAAUCCAUGUAGUUUACAAGUGCCUCAGUUUAUAGAUUAGUCAGAUUCUGUAUUGAUCAGUUUUGAUAAUGCAGAUUAUAAGCACAUGUAGGAGCAUCUGCUUCUGUUUUGUUUAGUUGGAGAUUAUCCCUUAAUCAUGCAAGGUCCAGGUGUGCAUUUUCAGAUUUGUUGACUCAGGGAAGGUGGAGAUAGUAUUAAAGGCCAGUCACAAUAUGCUGCAGUUACAUUUAUGUUGUUGCUCCUGUGAAGAAUUGAACCACUCAGUGAAGAGAAUGGCAAGAAGAAAUGUCCUCAUUACAGGUUGCUCCUCAGGAAUUGGACUGGCAUUAGCUGUAAAAAUGGCAAAAGAUGAACAGAAAAGAUUUAAAGGUAAUCUAUCUGUUCUUUAUCUUUACAAAAACAUACCAUUUGAGAUGGUGCUGUUUUUUUCUCUGUGAUUUAACAGAUGGUUGUAUUCAGUUUGGUGACUCGUUUCUGGUUCGUUUUCCACUUCUACUGUCAAGAAAAUCCAGUGAAAAUAUACUGAUUUCUUGUUUGCCACAAUGAGGAACCUGGCCAAGAAAGCACCACUGGAGGAAGCUGCAGGUCACAGGCUGGGCAAAACCCUCGAGAUUAAACAGCUGGAUGUCUGUGAUGAGCAGUCUAUUAAAACCUGUGUGAACAGCAUCCCUGACAGAAGGAUUGAUGUCCUGGUGAGCAAUGCUGGAAUGGGGCUCAUUGGACCUAUUGAAUGUCAGACCAUCGAGGAAAUGAAAACUGUGAUGGACACCAACUUCUUUGGCCUGGUUCGACUCCUGAAGGAGAUCUUGCCUGACAUGAAGAGGAGAAAGAGUGGCCAUAUAGUUAUAAUAAGCAGUGUUAUGGGAAUACAAGGUAUCUUAUUUAAUGAUGUUUAUGCUGCAUCUAAGUUUGCUGUGGAAGGAUUCUGCGAAAGUUUAGCUAUACAAGCACUCAAGUUCAAGCUGCAGUUAAGUUUGAUUGAACCAGGCCCCGUGGUUACAGAGUUUGAAAGAAAAGUGUUUGAAGAUGGAAUGAAAAUGGAUCUUUCAGCUGCAGAUGAAGAAACAGCUGAGAUGUUUACUAAUAUUUACCUUAAAAAUUACAAACAAAUUUUCCAGAGCCUGGGACAAAGUGCUGAAGAUGUUGCAGAGCACACAGUAAAGAUAAUUCUUGCAGAAAAUCCACCUUUUCGCCACCAGACCAACACCUUGUAUACUCCCAUGACAACUCUGAAGUAUGCAGACCCAAAUGGAGAUCUACCCAUUGACAUAUUCUACAAAAUGGUUUUUCAGCAUGACAAAAUCUUCAGUGCAAGUCUCAACUUCAUCAAAUUGCUAAGGUGGAGAAGCAGAAAGAGCUUUGACCUGGGAAAACCUUCACAAUAAGUAUGAGAUUAUAUAGUGCAAAUUGGAAUUACUUCUUGUAGCUACUGAUGACACAGUGCUAUUCAAAUGCCUUUGCUCUGUAAUUAUGAAAAGGCAUGCAAGAUAUUUGUUUGAGCUUAGCUAAGAUAUUCAUUUCAAUGUGUAUCUCUUGAAUGUUACUGUUUGCAGAACCUUGCAAUUAAAAUCCUCUAACUAUA
This is a messenger RNA of Passer domesticus (house sparrow), 3656 nucleotides long. RefSeq names its product retinol dehydrogenase 8-like. Gene Ontology annotation, biological process: estrogen biosynthetic process. Gene Ontology annotation, molecular function: estradiol 17-beta-dehydrogenase [NAD(P)+] activity. Lineage: Eukaryota; Metazoa; Chordata; Aves; Passeriformes; Passeridae. Gene Ontology annotation, cellular component: cytosol; cytoplasm. The transcript is spliced from 6 exons. The record is from RefSeq and is a predicted model, not a curated record. Bases 2617 to 3459 code for a protein of 280 amino acids.